ACAUUUCCUGGAGGAAGCUGGGGAGCGAGACAUCCCGUACACAGCUCUCUCAUGGGAGACCGGCAGGAGGGAGCAUCGCUGCGCCCAUAGCAUGCCCACAGCACCGCGAUUCGGGGGACGUUAGCGCCAGCGCGGGGUGGCUGGACUGUGUGACAUGGCCAGGGACCCGGACAGUGGGUACUCGGCAAUGAUGCUCCUGGGAUUGCUGCUCGGCUGCCUGCUCUCUCGUUUUACAGAAUCUAUUAACAUCUCCUUACAACCCGCACAAAACAUAACUGUCCGCAUAAAACGUGGUAAUAAUUUACCACCAGCACAAUGUUAUAUCUGCAAACCAAACAAUAUCUGCAAAGAUUCUAAUCUAGAAAUACUCCCUGGUAUGAAAGUGGAUUACACCUUCAGCUGCACUACUCCUGAGAGGUACUUUAUUAUGGAAAUCAACAGGACAAUUGACUGCAGUUCUGGUUUGUGCCCUUUAAAUAUAACCCUACAACCUUCAAGUUUGUCUGGUUUAAAUCGGACAUUCUUUUGGCACAUCUUAGCUUCCCGGAACAGUGGUCUUAAACUAAGCUUCUCCACUCCAUGGCUGAGACAGGUACAUCCUUCAAGCACGUGCCCAGACUUGGUUAACUGUAAGAUCAGUACUUUUGUACGUGACACAUCUAUCGACAUAGGGACUUUCUGCAGGAACGGGACGGUUACUAGCAUUAAGGUCCAAGAAAAAGGAGUUGUUGCUCUGAGUCUGCCUUCGUUUGAAACUCUCGUAAACCCUGGAUUCAGCAUAGCAAACAGAACUUCCAUCCAAAGGCUGGGCAUUGUUGAAUCCACCUUCCAGCAGGAGUCCCUUGUAAAUCUACUGUCCGCAAACUAUCCACAUGCCUUUCCUCGUAAUGAAAAAGUGACUUGGAAGUUCAAUUUACCUCCUGCCCAUGCAGCCAGUGUGGAGUUUCUCAAUUAUACCAUGCCCAAGUGUGUGAAAAAUGAGGUGAAUGUUGAGUAUUACCUUCCAAAGAGAUCACUGCUAAAACUAGAUGACAAGCAGCAUGCAAACAUACAGAAUAACUUCAACUUUUCCUUGCAAAACUGUGAGGUAGACAACAGCUUACCUGGUCUCGCCUUGAACUUCAGUGUCACCAUUCAGAAAAGCCAAGGAGACACAAUGUACCAUCUGGAUUUGACCAGGGAGAAAGAUCUGGUUGUACGCAUUGGAAAGAGGAAAACUAUACAACGUCGUUUUACCCCUGUCUGUGUGAUCUGCAAGGGCCUUGCUGACUGUGAUACCGAGCUGGUCCUUGAAGGAGGCAAAUACUAUAGAAUUUCCUUCCUCUGUAAUAAUAUAAACAGUCUAACUGUAACAGCGGAAAAAGAAAUAGCAUGCUGGGAUAUCAAAGUCUGCAAUAUAAGCAAUGUGUCCCUUAACAUCCCUAAAUCUUUGGUUGAGUUCCCUGUGCGCCUGGAGACAUACACCUGGAAGCUGAUAGCCCCAGAACACAUAAGUACUGAAAUAGCAUCCAAGUCCAUUUACCUACAGCAGCAUGUAGAUGACAAACCGUGCAAUGUAACCACCUCAGGAUUCACGUAUGACAUCUUCAGCUGCACUGACAGAGAUCAGUUUAAAAUUGGAACCUUUUGCCCAAAUGGGUCGAUUGAAAAGGUUCAAAUGAGAGACAACGUUACCAUCAUUAUGAACAUACCUUGGAAUGGAAAUCCUAAAAAACUACUUGAACAUGAUCUGCAUGUGUCUUUUGUAUCAUUCAUUAAAGAGGAGUGCAUAUUCACUGUCUCCCCCAAAACUAGAGAUACUGUUUAUCUACAGACUCCAAACUGGGACAUCGGGCUUCCAGAUUACGUGUCUCUUUCGUGGAGUAUUAAUUUACCUAAAAAGCUGUCUGGGAAAGUGAAAUUUUCUAAGGACAAAAUGGAUAUUAUUUGUGAAACGGGCAGCGCCUACGUCAACAUAAAAGAACAGGGAAGCAAUGGACUGGCCGUAGUGCGAAGGGAGGAUGAACAACUGCCAAGUCCCAUGGAAAUAUACUCUCCGUUCUGGAUAAACAUCUCCAACUGCAAACCAUUUAUUAGAAGAAACAAACUUAAAAUGCAGAUGUCUAUUAUCUUCAGUCAAGUGUCCCCAGAUCUAAAAACAAUACUCAUUGCAGCAGCUUCCGCAGUUGCAGUUGUUUUGGCCGUGAUUGUAACAGUUUGCUGUAUCAAAAGAAAGAAAAAGCAGAAAGAAUCCCCAGUGGGUAUUUACGAUGCUAGGGUGAACACUGAGGUACCCAGGCGCCAUGCCAUCUUCAAGAAGGGUAGGAAGAGUAACGAGUCCCAUGUCUACGCAGUUAUUGAUGAUACAAUGAUAUAUGGCCACCUUCUGCAAGAAACCAAUGGAUUGGUUCCGGAGGUAGAUGUAUACCAACCUUUUGAAGGACGCAUGGGCGAUGCGCCACCUGUUCCCCCAAUAACUUUCCCUAAUGGAAGUACAAGAGAAGAUAAAGUGGAGGAUCUCCUUGCCCAUUCAAUGAAAAAGAAUGACAUUUACAAUUUCUGUGAAUCAUUUUCAAGGCAACCGGUAGAAAAUGAAGAUACCAGUAUAUCCUACAUAGAAGAAUCAGGAAAUGGAACUGUGAUAUCUGCGUGAUACUGUAUAUUCAGGAUGGACAGAUGUUAUUUAUUUUUGAAGGAAUGGCACUAAAACAGUCUGAUAAGACAUAUAUAUCCAGAGUACCGGGCACCAGGGACAUUACUCAUCCAUGUACAUCACAUCUGGAUAGUCAUCAAAGCAUAUCUGGCUAUGCAGUGUGAAGAACUGAUGCCUUGGCAGCCUCAUGAUUUGAGUGCUUGCAUAUGUUGUUCAUUGAAAAUUUCCACAAACAGUGGGGGGAAUCCAUAAGGAGGAAAGUGUUUUAGUUGGAAUUGUUGUUGUUGUUUUUUGGUUUGUUUUCUUGUGUGUUAAUUUUUUUUUUUUAUUAAAAAAAAAGAAGUUUUAAA
Pseudophryne corroboree (corroboree frog) is the source of this 2982-nucleotide messenger RNA. RefSeq names its product CUB domain containing protein 1 (gene CDCP1). Bases 155 to 2632 code for a protein of 825 amino acids. The transcript is spliced from 9 exons. NCBI's taxonomy places the organism in Eukaryota, Metazoa, Chordata, Amphibia, Anura, Myobatrachidae. The record is from RefSeq and is a predicted model, not a curated record.